This is a messenger RNA of Hyalella azteca, 1681 nucleotides long. RefSeq names its product lipase 3. The record is from RefSeq and is a predicted model, not a curated record. Lineage: Eukaryota; Metazoa; Arthropoda; Malacostraca; Amphipoda; Hyalellidae. The transcript has 9 exons. Bases 47 to 1438 code for a protein of 463 amino acids.
AGCAGCUAGCAUGAUUCGCUAAUAUCGAAGUAGACCAACAGUUAAAAUGCAAAUAAAGUUCAUUUUCAGCACAUUUGUGCUGCUAGUGCUGAUAUUGUCUCAAGACGUUAGCCAAGUUUCGGCCACAAAUAAUGUCGUUCCUUCGGUCAUGAGAAAAAUUUCGCUAGUUUUGAAAAAUUCCAGAUUACGAUCCAUGCCGUUAUCCUCCGUAAUUCGGCUGCUUAAAAAUCGGAAUCCUGCACCUGGAACUCGAGCUUAUUGGGUCAGGAGACGUUUGGAUUCUGUAUUCGGAGCUGCAUCAUCUCAGAGAUAUGGAGUCAGGAUUCCUUCCCCCGCUAUCAUCGCACAGCAAGGCUAUCCGUACGAAGAGCAUUUCGUUACCACGCGGGACGGAUAUGUCCUUUCGGUUCACCGCAUUUCCGGACCACGAGGAACCAAGUCCGGCAACGCAAAUCCGAGGAGGAAAUCCGUGCUUCUGAUUCAUGGUCUCCUCAUGUCCUCGACUGGGUUUCUUGCAUUGAGCCCGCAGUACAGCUUAGGUUUCAUCCUUGCUGAUGCAGGCUGCGAUGUGUGGCUAGGCAACUCGCGCGGUAACACCUACAGUCGCAAACACGCCUGGCUUAAUCCAGACGUCGACCAAAGUUACUGGCACUUCAGCCAGGAUGAGAUGGGUGAAUAUGACGUGCCUGCCAUGAUUGACUACAUUCUCGCCCAGACUGGACAAAGCCAAUUAAUUUACAUGGGCUACUCUCAAGGAGGAAGAGUUGGUUUUAUGGCCGCCACCAACACAACAGUCGCUAACAAGAUCAAGCUGCUUGUAAGCAUCGCAAGUACGGGAUACAUUUCUGCAUAUAGGCGUGACGAUCCGCUGAUAAACUGGGCUGCUAAUUAUUGGAGAAAACUAGAGAUGCUCGGCAAAGGGGAAGUAUUUCAGCGUGAUCUUGUCAGGCUCUAUUGGACGUUGACUGCUUGCCGGAUCGGAUCGCCGCUGCGGGGACUUUGUCGAAUAGUCAUGUUACGAAUUUGGAGCGAAAGAAUUUAUCCAGAAGACUUUCAUGAAGAAGAUAUGAUACCAGUGGUCUUCCCAAAUGCACUCGAGGGUUCUUCUGCAAGACAACUUUGCCAAACAUUCCAAGUUGCCUUCGGAGAGCUGCAGAAGUUUGACUUCGGGGUGGCGGAGAACCGGCGUUGCUACGGCCGUGCCACGCCCCCGGUUUACGACUUAUCCAAGAUUCUCUGCCCAGUGGCGGUCUACUGGGCGGAAAAUGACUAUACAGUCAAAAUUAAGGACGUCGAGAGACUUGAAAAAUCCCUGCCAAAUUUGAUAAGGAAUUACCGCGUCACCAGCGAUCCUUUCGACCACGUCGACUUUGUCUACUCGUCGAAAGCGAAGGAGCUCGUAUACCCUGACCUCCUGGAACUCCUUCGUCGAAUCUGAUGUGCGAAUUUCCUAGCAAAAUCGUGGGAGUCUGUCUACAUAAUUCCAAAUUUGUUUUUUAAUUUUGAUACUCAAUCGUUACGAUGUCGUUUAAAUAGUACAUUUGAUAAGAAAUAAAUUUUUAGGUUUAGUUCCUUAUUCGUAAUUUUAAUAAAUUAGUAAAUUAGCAAAUCAGUAAUUGAUAUAUUAAACUGAGAACGAAUAAAUAAUUUCGUUUUUAUCGGUUUAAUGAAAUGAAAUCAC